UAUCACUAUAUUAAUGAAAAUAAUGUAUUUUCGGAAAUUUAACUACAAGAAGGGUGUUGUAGGCAUUGGUUUAGUGUGUUUUCACUGUCUCUUGCUUUGCGUAUCUGACCGGAGGAAAAGGGGAUGUUGCUGAGGCAGACUCUCUGUGCUGAAAGCCUUUAUCAGAGGUGGAGGCCAGUAAAGCCAGUGCUCUGUCUCUGUAAUUUUCUGCCCCCGAGAUGGAGAAGAGAGAGACAGAGAGGGGUGAAAAAGAAAUUGUGGAAAAGGGACUACAUUUGCUUCUCUAACAGGGAGCUGCUGUCUUUGUAUCCCACACUUUCGCAUUGUAAUUAUGCUGCUCUCUCCAAGAGCUAAAGAAAAAGCUGGUGAAAUUGAACCCAUCUGAGCUGAGACAGUAGCUUGUGCCGUGGCGUAAAAAAAAAAAAAUGUCUGAAAGAAGGGGAUGCUCAUGUUGAGCUGAUAUUGCGUAAAACCUGUUUGACAGUUUUCUUAUGAAGCAGUGACUUUCCCACAAGAAAGUACCUUUUUUAAAUUCAAGGAAGUGUGCAUUUAAAUGAUGUGUUCAUAGGGCUGGGGCUGUGUUUGUUCAAGACAAUGAAACAGUAAUGUUUGAGUUGCUUCACACUUGACUUGAGGGAUAUAAAACGCAUGAGACUGGGGUGGUCCCAUUUUUAGAGGGAAAUGACUAUGGCAUUGUAGUCACCAUGCAGUUUUAGAGCUGAUGGUUCUCCAUUGCCCCUGGCCUCAGUUCAGCCUUGACCUGUCUCAGUAGGUAUUGGGGCCCAAUGGUUGUGGGCUCAGGAUUCAUGGGUGAUGCGAACAGUUGAGUUUGAUAUCAUUUUUAGAUUACCAACAGGUUUGUCAAACUAUUCUAUGAUUUCUUGAAAAAAGUGUUUAAACAAUUGUUAUUUUUUAAGCUUUAACAUUUAUCUAAAAAGGCAUAAACUCACAUUUUUAAACCCUAUUUUACAUUAUCUGAAGUGUUUGUUAUGCCCGCCAUUGGUUGAGACAUAGGAUUUUCUUGAAUGCAGGGUGAGUGUCAUUUCAACCAUAGAAAUAGUGGAUCUAUCCCUUCAGACCCCUGCAAUCUAGCUGGUACGCCAUUGACAUUUACAUUUAAUUUAAACUUUAACUUCCAAUCACUACCAGAAAGAUGGCCUCUGGUCCACCCAUUGUCGAAUGUCAACUUGAAUGGAAAUGCCUAUUCUAUUAUCUCUACAACACAAACACCUCAGAUGGUGUAUAAUAGGGUCUAAGCUACAACAUACACUACAUGACCAAAAGUAUGUGGACAACCAUCUCAUUCCAAAAUCAUGGCCAUUAAUAUGGAGUUGGUCCCCCCUUUGCUGCUAUAACAGCCUCCACUCUUCUGGGAAGGCUUUCCAUUAGAAGUUGGAAUGUUGCUGUGGGGACUUCUUCUAUUUAGCCACGAUCAUUAGUGAGGUUGGGCACUGAUGUUGGCCGAUUAGGCCUGGCUCCUAGUCAGUAUUCCAAUUCAUCCCAAAGGGGUUUAGAUGGUCAUUGCAGGUCAGUCAAGUCUGUGCAGGUCAGUCAGUCAAGUUCUUCCACACCGAUCUCGACAAACCAUUUCUGUAUGGACCUCGCUUUGUGCACGGGAAUUGUCAUGCUGAAACAGGAAAGGUCCUUCCCCAAACUGUUGCCAAGAAGUUGGAGGCACAGAAUCGUCAAUAAUGUCAUUGUAUGCGGUAGCGUUAAGAUUUCCCUUCACUGGAACUAAGGGGCCCGAACCAUGAAAAACAGCCCCAGACCAUUAUUCCUCCUCCAGCAAACUUGACAGUUGGCACUAUGCAUUCGGGCAGGUAGCGUUCUCCUGGCAUCUGCCAAACCCAGAUUUGUCCGUCGGAUUGCCAGAUGGUGAAGCAUGAUUCAUCACUCCAGAGAAAGUAUUUCCACUGCUCCAGUCCAAUGGCGGCGAGCUUUACACCACUCCACCCGACGCUUGGCAUUGCCCACGGUGAUCUUAGGCUUGUGUGCGGCUGCUCAGUCAUGGAAACCCAUUUCAUGAAGCUCCCGACGAACAGUUCUUAUGCUGAUGCUUCCAGGGGCAAUUUGGAACUCGGUAGUAAGUGUUGCUCAGUACCGAGGACAGACGAUUUUUACGCGCUUUAGCACUCUGCGGUCCAGUUCUGUGAGCAUGUGUGGCCUACCACUUCGCGGCUGAGUUGUUGAGACGCUUCCACUUCAUAAUAUCAGCACUUAUAGUUGACUGGGGCAGCUCUAGCAAGGCAGAAAUUUGACAAACUGACUUGUUGGAAAGACGGGCAUCCUAUGACGGUGCCACGUUGAAAGUCACUUCUGUACGGGCCAUUCUACUGACAAUGUUUGUCUAUGGAGAUCGCAUGGCGGUGUGCUCAAUUUUAUACAUGUGUCAGCAAUGGGUGUGGCUGAAAUAGCCAAAACCACUAAUUUGAAGGGGUGUCCACAUACGUUUGUUUUUGGGUAAGCUGAAAAAAAUUGUUUUCAUUUAAAACAUUAAAAUAUAUUUUUUCAAUCAUAAAAUAGUUUCACAACCCUGUUUGUAAGCUUUCAAAUUAUAUCAAACUCAACUUUAUCUUUUUUAGGGAAGACACGGAUGUCUCAUGGUAGAAUGGGGUAUGCAAAAUGGGUCUUCUUUCAGCCCCUCUCGCUCCUGAAUGUUUUAGUGUUCAGGUUCAAAAAGUCCCUUUCUACCAUGGGCAAACAUGUAUGGAAGGUUUUGUUCAAAUCAAGAGGUGCAAUCAGAAAGUAAUUGAAAUCAUAUGGAACGACCCAAUGUUGAGUUUGAAACUAGAACGCAUUUAGCUGUUAGUUAAUAAUAGUUAGUUACAUAACAUCCAUGCCCAGUCAAUUCCUGUAGAUGUGUCUCUGUGUAAUUUGUCCAUUUGAGAAAUCCACUUUUGGCAUCAAUGCAUGACAUGUGUUUGAGUUCAUGUGUAGAUAGGAUUCAACCCCAUGUUAUGAAAUGCAUGGCUCCAGAAAAGCAAAUCUAAUCCCUGGGACAUUGUUCUGAGGCACUGACAGAUGAUUGUUGACCUUCAACUUAAUCACAUUCUGUCAGUUUCACACUCUGGAACUCUGAACAUUAGAACACUGCUUUACUAGACAUUUUCCUUCUCCCAAUAAGAGAGGGACUCUUGCUGGCCGUAGCCUGUAGAUUUAUGAUACCUCUGCACCAAAGCGAACAGUGUGUGUCUGUGUCCAGUCAGGAUUGGUUUAGACAGAGUUUGCCCCCGGGCCAAAUAGACUCUCGCUCUAAGAAUAACCCCAUUGUAGUGAGACCGAGAGAGUGGGUCAGUGUUGAAGCAGACCUUGAAGUCAGACGGGAUUGUCUUUCCUCUGGAAAUGAUACUAAAAUGAUACAAAUAAGAUUUUUUGGCUGAGGAGGAGGUGACGACUGAGUCGGAUGCAGUAGAGGGGAUGGAGAUAUCUACACGAUCCAAAGUUUCGGACCCAGGGUCAGUGGAGCGGGCGGCCCAGAAACGCAAGGUGCCCAGCCCCCCUCACUCGUCUAAUGGUCACUCCCCGGCUGAGACUUCCCCCAGUCCGGUCAAAAAGAAGAAGAAACCAGGAGCGGUCAGCAGCAGUAAAGACCAGUCAGAACUAAGACAUGGUCCCUUUUACUAUGUGAAGCAGCCAGCACUCACCACAGACCCUGUUGAUGUUGUGCCGCAGGACGGCAGAAAUGACUUCUACUGCUGGCUGUGCCACCGCGAGGGUCAGGUGCUCUGCUGUGAGCUCUGCCCGAGGGUGUACCACGCCAAGUGCCUCAAACUACCCGCAGAGCCCGAGGGUGACUGGUUCUGCCCUGAAUGUGAGAAAAUAACAGUUGCAGAGUGCAUAGAGACUCAGAGUAAAGCAAUGACGAUGCUAACAAUAGACCAGCUGUCUUACCUGCUAAAGUUUUCACUCCAGAAGAUGAAACAGCCAGGUGACCAACCACGCUCGUCAUCUCACUCCCCCCAUGCAGGCGCCACGCAGAGAAAGGCUUUUAAUUGGACGGAACCCUUCCAGAAGCCAGUAUCUCUGGAACAGCAUCCAGACUACGCAGAGUAUAUAUUUCACGCCAUGGAUCUCGGUACAUUGGAGAAGAAUACAAAAAAGAAAAUGUAUGGCUGCACUGAAGCUUUCUUGGCAGAUGUGAAAUGGAUUUUACACAACUGCAUAAUUUAUAAUGGAGGCAAUCAUAAGCUUACUGCCACAGCUAAAGUCAUAGUGAAAAUCUGUGAACAUGAGAUGAAUGAGAUUGAGGUCUGUCCGGAGUGCUAUCUGUCAGCUUGCCAAAAGAGAGACAACUGGUUCUGUGAGCCAUGCAGUAAUCCUCACCCUCUCGUGUGGGCCAAGCUGAAGGGGUUUCCAUUCUGGCCUGCCAAAGCACUGCGGGACAAAGACGGGCAGGUGGAUGCUCGUUUUUUCGGGCAGCACGACAGGGCGUGGGUCCCCUUAAACAACUGCUACCUCAUGUCCAGGGAGAUUCCCUUUUCUGUGAAGAAGACUAAGAGCAUCUUCAACAGUGCCAUGCAGGAGAUGGAGGUCUACGUGGAGAACAUGAGGAAGAAGUUUGGAGUGUUCAACUAUGCCCCCUUCCGGACACCCUACACCCCUGAUAACCAGUACCAAAUGCUGCUGGAUCCUGCCAACCCCUCGUCCGGCUCGGCCCGGCCCGAGAAGCAGGAGAAGAUCAAGUUCAACUUUGACAUGACUGCAUCUCCCAAGAUGCCCUUGGCCAGGAGCAUGCUGUCUGACGGGGGCGGGGGCAUGGGCGGGGUUGGAGGGAGUACAGCCCGGAGGAUCUCCCUGACAGAUAUGCCCCGCUCACCCAUGAGCACCAACUCUUCUGCUCACACAGGCUCUGAUGGAGAGCUGGAUACACCAGACAAGGGCCCGGCUAGAGCCCCAGUCAGCCACUACAGUGCUGGGGAGGAGUCCAUGGACUGCACAGCAUCACCUGCUUCCACUCGACCUGGUCCUGCCUCUGGUGCCAAUGACAGCCCUAAACCGUUCCUCUCCCAGGGUCCUGCUCUAGUCCCCAAGCAGGAGAAAGCAACUCUCACAGGGAGCAUCCUUAACCUCAACCUGGACCGUAGCAAAGCCGAGAUGGACCUAAAGGAGUUGAGUGAGACUGUACAGCAGCAACAACAGGGGGCCCCACCAGUCCUCACCUCGCCCAAGAGACAGAUCAGGAGCCGCUUCCAGCUCAACCUGGACAAAACCAUUGAGAGCUGCAAGGCCCAGCUGGGAAUAGAUGAGAUCUCUGAGGAUGUGUAUAAGGGAGUAGAACACAGCGACUCAGAGGACUCUGAUAAAUCAGAUUCGAGUGACAGUGAUGCCAGCGACGAGGAACAGAAACCUAAGGCAGGCAAACACACAAAGGCCAAUGACAAGGGCGAGAAGGACUCUUCCAAGAGGGGAUCCAAAGACCCCCUGCCCCCCAGCCUAAAUGAGGUCAAAACAAAGGGGCCAGCAACUGCCACGGUAACCAUGGGGGAUGUGGGGGCACCAUCUACUCUCUCUGAAUCCUCAUCUAAAGAGAAUCAGGGUGUACACUCGGACAAAGACCUCCCAGAGGAAGCAAAAGCAGCCCCAGUAUCCCCGGCAUCCAGAGAGAAGCCCCAGGUGAAGCAGGAGGCUAGGCAGCCCUCUGUGGUGGACGACUCCGACUCUGAGAGGGAACUGGUGAUUGACCUGGGGGAGGACCAGGGUGGCAGAGACCGGAAGAAGAGUAGGAAAGAUUCACGCGCCACCAAAAAUCCACCAGCCAAUAAGACAGAGGGUAAAGCCCUGUCAAGUUCCCUUACUCCAUCUCAAAACAACACAGCCCAUUUCUUAACCCCCAGUAUGAAAGAUUCAUCACAUUCUCCACUAGCCAUCCCUCUAAACAUGGUGUCCUUCACUACUGCUUCUUCCACCACCAUCGCCCCCACCACACUCCCCAAUGCCACACUACCGAUGGCCCCCAUCACAUCCUCCUCUGCCACCACAGCAGUGAAGAAACAGCGCCCUCUGCUGCCCAGGGAGACUGUCCCGGUGGUGCAGCGGGCGGUGGUGUGGAACCCCACCAACAGGUUCCAGACUUCCUCCCAGAAGUGGCACAUGCAGAAGGUGCAGCGGCAGCAACAAAAUCAGCAGCCAGAUACGCCUCAGCUGCAGGCAGCAUCACCAGGCCAGCCACAGACAAUGCCGCAAACGCCAGCAUCUGCAACAUCUUCAUUGCCACAGCAACCUUCCCAAAGCACGCGGUACCAGACCAGGCAAUCUGUCAAAGCUGUCCAGCAGAAAGACCCACCACUCAGUACGUCCACGUCGUCUGUUACCCUGGUGACCAGUACCCCACCCUCUGUGGCCAUGAUGGCAGCCCCUGGAUUAGGUAGUGGCCCCUCCACCCCAUCCUCCAUGGCAGGGGACUUCCAGAUCCCCACCGCAUCAGCAGACGUAGCAGCUGACAUUGCAAAGUACACUAAUAAAAUAAUGGAUACAAUCAAAGGGACUGUGACUGAGCUGUAUACAGACCUUUCCAAAAACACUUCAGGGAACACAUUAGCAGAGAUUAGACGAUUGAGAAUUGAAAUAGAAAAACUGCAGUGGCUUCAUCAACAGGAGCUGUCAGAAAUGAAGCACAAUCUAGAGUUAACCAUGGCGGAGAUGAGGCAAAGUCUGGAGCAGGAGAGGGAGCGACUGAUGGCGGAGGUGAAGAAGCAGAUGGAGGUGGAGAAACAACAGGCGGUAGACGAGACCAAGAAGAAGCAGUGGUGUGCCAACUGCAAGAAGGAGGCCAUAUUCUACUGCUGCUGGAACACCAGCUACUGUGACUAUCCCUGCCAGCAAGCCCACUGGCCAGAACACAUGAAGUCCUGCACACAAUCAGCGACAGCCUCACAGCAAGAGCCUGAGUCGGGGUCCACGGCAGACGGCCCAAACAAAGCCUCAGGACAGUCAAGUGGUCAAACCUCUCCCAGAGGAACGACAUCCGCACCCACAGACAAAGACUCUAACGUGGAGAAAAGCAAGGACAAUGUCACUGUCAGCCUUUCCUAACAUUGAGCCCUUGCCCCAACCAUUGAGUUAUUGCACUUGAACCUGUAACAUAAAACUAUCGACACUUUAUAUUUUCAAGCUGCUGCUCUGGAGUAAUCCAAAGGCUCUUUUUUUGUUAAUGACCGGAAUUUAAUCUUUCCCAAAAAUCUACAAUCAUCCUUAUCCAUCUCAAGUAUACUUACUGUAUUUCCAGGAGAUGAAUGUCCAAUGCACUGUGGGACAAGUAACCACUAGAGGGCACCACCUGUUCUCGCAAUCACUGUCAGCAACAGGCAGUACAUUACACUCCCUUUGCAAGCUCAUAGAGAAGCAGCUUUAUGGACAAAUUUGAGGAAUAGGUGUGUGAGUAAGAUGCAUAGAAAGUUUAGCAGAAAGUGUAUCUAUUAUUAUCUGUAAUAUUAAUAAACAUUUAUUGAGAGUGCAUAAUAAGUUUUGGUACUGGAGUUUGGUCAAUGAUCACCCAGAUGCCCAAACUCGAUGUGAACGGACAAGAAUGGAACAUGGCUUCAGAUGAGUGUUAACACAAAUGUCUUUUUUUCUACAAUUGUGUAUGUUAAUUUAUUUAUACCAGAAUGUUGCCUACAGUUUAUUGCAGAGAUAAUGUUCAAUAUACUGCCUGUUGAAUUAAGAUAUGGUUUAAAGAUAGGCUUUUCCAUUUCGGAAUGUUUUUCUUUCCUCCCUUGGGUCUCGUGUUCAUCAUAAUGCUGCCAUUUGUCCUGAAUUCAUAUCUGUGUUAUACGCAUGUUGUCACUGAGAAAUAAACCAUAUUUAUGGCAAACACAGGCCUAGUUUUUGAGGUAACAUAAUACACCACUACAUUUAAGGCUGUUACAUUUUUCAAUGUGUCUGCCACAUAAUUCCAAAAUGUAAAUGUAGCUGGUUGAAAAUGAUAAACUACAGCGAACAAGUCUUUGUGAGUCAGGUUUAAGCGCUCUACACCUUAUUCACUCAUCUGAGAGCAGGAAAUGUCAAUUGACUUUCAAACUAUUUUCCUACUACAAUCUACUGUAAUGGAAUCAUUCCUCCCUGUAUAGAGAAGUGACUAAAUCAACUCUGUUGUAUUUAAUGUCUUGUUUGUUUACAUUCUGUAAAUAAAUAAAGUAUGUUCUGAAA
Molecule: messenger RNA, 8145 nt
Organism: Salvelinus fontinalis (brook trout)
Lineage: Eukaryota; Metazoa; Chordata; Actinopteri; Salmoniformes; Salmonidae
Product: MYND-type zinc finger-containing chromatin reader ZMYND8-like
Exons: 21
Coding region: 3418-7032 (1204 amino acids)
Biological process (GO): regulation of DNA-templated transcription
Molecular function (GO): protein binding
Source: RefSeq, a predicted model, not a curated record